GCAGGCUGUGAACUGAGAGUGCUGCUGCUGUCAUCCAAUGAAAUCAGCUCAAUAGAGGAGGACUCGUUUCGCUCUCUUGCAAAACUGGAGCUCUUGGACUUAUCAAAUAACAGCUUGUCUCACUUGUCCCCUGUGUGGUUUGGGCACCUCUUUUCCCUCCAGCACCUCAACCUUCAAGGCAAUUUCUACCGGGACCUGGGGGAAAGUUCCCUCUUUUCUAACCUGCGAAACCUGAGCUCUCUCUACCUGGGCAACCAGCAGUUCUCCACGAUAAGAGAGGGAAACUUUGAGGGCAUUUCACUUCUCAGCGAGCUUUGGAUUGACGGUGGCAAUCUCAGUCUGUAUGAGCCAGGAAGUUUGAAAUCAGUUAGGCAGAUAGACCACAUGAUCAUCAGCCUAAAAAGUGUGGAUGUAUUCUCAGCGAUUGUCAAGGAUCUCCUGCACUCUGUUGUAUGGUUAGAA
Messenger RNA from Tinamus guttatus (white-throated tinamou), 462 nucleotides. Lineage: Eukaryota; Metazoa; Chordata; Aves; Tinamiformes; Tinamidae. The record is from RefSeq and is a predicted model, not a curated record.